Prosopis cineraria is the source of this 1960-nucleotide messenger RNA. RefSeq names its product amino acid permease 4-like. The record is from RefSeq and is a predicted model, not a curated record. Gene Ontology annotation, cellular component: plasma membrane. The coding region runs from base 44 to 1366 and encodes 440 amino acids. The transcript is spliced from 6 exons. NCBI's taxonomy places the organism in Eukaryota, Viridiplantae, Streptophyta, Magnoliopsida, Fabales, Fabaceae.
AGAGACUCUUAGCUUAGUGAGUGUUUCCUAUAAAAACACAUAAAUGGCUACAAACAACAACCUUAGCCAACGUCAAGCUUUCGACGACAUCGAGGACCCCUCCAAAUUCUACGACGACGAUGGCCGUCCCAAACGAACCGGAACAGUGUGGACGGCAAGCUCACACAUCAUAACGGCGGUGAUAGGAUCAGGUGUGUUAUCCUUAGCGUGGGCCGUCGCUCAGCUAGGUUGGAUCGCUGGUCCUUCUAUCAUGUUGUUGUUCUCCUUCGUCACUCUCUAUACUUCUUCCUUGCUCUCUGAUUGUUAUCGUCUCAACGACGCCGUUUCCGGCAAGAGGAACUACACUUACAUGGACGCCGUUGCUUCCAUUCUUGGUGGAGUUAAUGUGAGGUUGUGUGGGAUAUUUCAGUAUCUGAAUCUUGUGGGAGUUGCUAUAGGAUACACUAUCGCUGCUUCCAUCAGCAUGAAGGCAAUCAAAAGGUCAAAUUGUUUCCAUGAGAAUGGGAGAGGAAAGGGAUGCAACGUGUCAAGCAAUCCGUACAUGAUAGGUUUUGGGGUAAUUGAGGUAUUUCUGUCCCAAAUCCCAGACUUUGAUCAGAUCUGGUGGCUCUCCAUAGUUGCCGCCGUCAUGUCCUUUACCUAUUCCACCAUUGGCCUCUCUCUUGGAAUCGCCAAAGUUGCAGAAAGUGGUAAAAUUAAGGGCAGCCUCACGGGAAUGAGCAUUGGAACUGUGAGUGAAGCCCACAAAAUCUGGAGGACUUUCCAAGCUUUUGGCGAUAUUGCCUUUGCUUAUUCCUAUGCUGUUGUCCUCAUUGAAAUUCAGGACACCAUAAGGUCGCCACCCUCAGAAGCAAAAUCAAUGAAGAAAGCAACAAAGAUAAGUAUCGCAGUGACCACAACGUUCUACAUGUUAUGUGGCUGCAUGGGCUACGCUGCUCUCGGAGACCACUCGCCCCCCAAUCUCCUCACUGACUUCGCUUUCUUCAACCCCUUCUGGCUUCUCGACGCCGCCAACGCUGCCAUAGCCAUCCACCUUGUCGGAGCUUACCAAGUCUUCUCUCAGCCCAUCUUCGCUUUCAUCGACAAACAAGCCUCUCAGAGAUUUCCCAGAAGCCAGCUCUUGAGCAGACAAUUCAAAGUCCCAUUCCUUCCUGGUUUUGCACCGUACAAUCUGAGCCUCUUCAGGUUGCUUUCAAGGACAUGUUUUGUGGUGCUCACCACCGUGGUCUCCAUGUUGCUUCCGUUCUUCAAUGACGUGGUGGGGAUCAUGGGGGCGUUAGGGUUUUGGCCUUUGACUGUGUAUUUUCCGGUGGAAAUGUAUAUUCGACAGACGAAGAUACAAAAGUGGAGUGGGAGGACUUACUAAUUAUAUGCUUUUGUGUUGAGCAUGAUUGGUUACGCUUCAAUAGCCACAUUUGAUUUCUUCAUGCUUGGUUCGAACGUGCAAUAUGCUUUAGUGGUGCCACCAAUUACUAAUGCUCAGAAAAGAGUUGGCUCCAAAGACUUGUUAUAACUGUAGGCUCAUCAAAAUGGUAAUAAAGCUUGGCCUUGCAUGGUGAUCCAGCAAUGAGGAUUUUUGUUGUUGUGAUGGCUUCAGUUAUAUGACCUUGCUUGUGCUACUCUCAGAUUUCAGGCACAUACAGGAGAUUUCGUAUUUGAUCGCGUAGUGGGAAGGGUGCAACAAUAGAAAUAUCCGGUCCCCCCACGUCACAUACCAGCUUCAAAAUUUAUUCAUUCAAAGGGCAAGACGUAUGUUUAUGGUUCUAAUAUAACACGACUAAAUAAAUCUGCGCUUCGCUCACUACUAUGAGCACUUGGCUUUGUUACAACGUAGAUAUUGACAUCAGACUUUCAACAAAUGGUGAAUUCUCUGGAUAGUAUAGUCAGAUACUAGGAACAUGUGAAUAGUUUAAGACAUUUUAUCCAAUGAUCACCAAUGAUAACAUACAACUUGAGAAUU